AAUCUGCCACCAUAUACUGCUCUGUUAAGUGUGAUUCGUUAUCUAAAAAUUUAUCAAGGUAAAGAAGAAGUCCUAAAAAGUUUAAUUAAUUUAUAUGAUAAUGUAUUUGCAAGUAGUACUUCACGUCUUCAAUUAGAAAAAAUUUUAUCCAUUUGCUUUGUUAAUCAAUAA
Racocetra fulgida is the source of this 171-nucleotide messenger RNA. NCBI's taxonomy places the organism in Eukaryota, Fungi, Glomeromycota, Glomeromycetes, Diversisporales, Gigasporaceae. The record is from the annotation of a GenBank genome assembly.